Molecule: messenger RNA, 2243 nt
Organism: Asparagus officinalis (garden asparagus)
Lineage: Eukaryota; Viridiplantae; Streptophyta; Magnoliopsida; Asparagales; Asparagaceae
Product: probable serine/threonine-protein kinase PBL7
Exons: 5
Coding region: 311-1777 (488 amino acids)
Biological process (GO): protein phosphorylation
Molecular function (GO): ATP binding; protein kinase activity
Source: RefSeq, a predicted model, not a curated record
GCCCCUUCUCUCAUGACGCUCCUUUCCUCUUUCUCUCUCUUCUUUUUUAACCCCGCUCUCUCUCUCUCUCCCCCACCCUUUUUCCUCUCAGAUUUAAUAUUUCCCUUUUUAGGAAAAACUUUAAUUCCCAUGUCACCUUCUCCUCUGAUCUGAAACAAUCCGCAGAAUUCCCAUCGGAUGGCCCGCGUCUCUGAAAUUAAAACCUUGGCAGCAGAUUUAAUGUGCUAAAAAGGAGCAGCCUUGGCUGUCAAAAUCCCAACUUUGCUGCAAAGUUUCAAUCUUUAAUUGAUUUUGCUGUUUUUGUUAAUAGAUGGGUUGUUUCCCAUGUUUUGGAUCAUCAUCAGAUAAGGAGAAGGAAGAAGGGAAGAAGGGUGAUCUGAAAGAUUUGAAGAAGGAUAAUUCUUCUACUCAUCAUGUGACUAGAGUUAGUUCAGACAAAUCAAAGUCACGUUCUGGUUCUGACUCUAAGAAGGAUGCAGCGGUCAUAAAAGAUGGGAACUCUGCACAUAUUGCUGCACAAACGUUUACUUUUCGUGAACUUGCUGCUGCUACUAAAAACUUUAGACCAGAAUGUCUUCUUGGUGAAGGGGGUUUUGGUCGUGUGUAUAAAGGUCGCUUAGAAAAUACGGGGCAGGUUGUUGCUGUGAAGCAACUUGAUAGGAACGGUCUUCAAGGAAACAGAGAAUUCCUUGUGGAGGUCCUUAUGCUCAGUCUAUUACAUCACCCCAAUCUAGUCAAUUUGAUUGGUUAUUGUGCUGACGGAGAUCAACGCCUUCUUGUGUAUGAGUUCAUGCCAUUAGGAUCCUUGGAGGAUCACCUUCAUGACAUUCCACCUGAAAAGAAACCACUUGAUUGGAAUACUCGGAUGAAGAUUGCAGCUGGUGCAGCUAAAGGCUUGGAAUACCUUCACGAUAAGGCAAACCCUCCAGUUAUUUACAGAGAUUUCAAAUCAUCAAACAUUUUACUUGAUGAAGAAUUUCACCCGAAGCUUUCUGAUUUUGGACUUGCAAAGCUUGGCCCUGUUGGUGACAAGACUCAUGUCUCCACUCGUGUGAUGGGGACUUAUGGCUAUUGUGCUCCUGAGUAUGCUAUGACUGGCCAACUUACACUCAAAUCUGAUGUUUAUAGUUUUGGUGUGGUCUUUCUUGAGUUGAUUACCGGGCGCAAAGCAAUUGAUAAUACCCGGGCUGCUGGAGAGCAGAAUCUCGUGGCAUGGGCUCGUCCUCUAUUCAAGGAUCGGAGAAAAUUUGCAAAAAUGGCAGACCCACUAUUGCGAGGCCAUUAUCCAAUGAGGGGCUUAUACCAAGCUUUAGCCGUAGCGGCAAUGUGUCUACAAGAACAAGCAACUACUCGCCCUCUAAUAGGUGACGUUGUCACUGCUCUCUCUUAUUUAGCUUCACAAACAUACGAUCCAAAUGCGGUUAAUAGUAGCAGAAGCCGUCCAUCCACUCCAAGAUUAAGAGAGGACCGAAAGGCCCAUUUACCACACACGAACUCUCCGGACAUUAGACAGAAAGACCCGUUCAAAGGAAUGAACCUUGGUGCAGAAGUUGGUAGAGGAGAUUCUGGUGGAGACUCGGGAAGGAAGUGGGAUUUUGAUGAAUCAGACGCAAUAAGCUCUUAUCAAGAUAGUCCAGUUCAUGGAGGGAAAAGCAAGAGAAGCAUGGGGCAGGAUCAUGCACGUGCACGUGCAGUUGCCGAGGCUAGGGUUUGGGGUGAGAACUGGAGGGAGAGAAAGAGAAGUGAGUUUGGUAGCUUUGAUGGUGCAAAUGAGUAAGUUUUGAAGAGUUUUCGAGCAUAAUUUCUCAUUAUGUUACAUUUUCUCGGUGUCCAUGAUUGUUUAUCAGGAUUCUUGAGUUGGGUAUGUUCUAGAGUUCAGGUCUCAAGUUUCUUGAAAUGAGUUUCUUGCAAUUUGGGUGGGAUGUUGUAGUAUUGCAUUUUCGAAUGGGUGUAGAUAUAGCCCAUUGAUAUUCAGUGCAAUAGGUUGUGCAUCCUUAAGAGGUAUGUGAAUCUUGAGUACAAGAAAAAGAGGGGGGAGGGGGAGGGGGAGGGGAGUUGUGUUAUAGUUUUAGUAUAUAUGAUAUUUCCUGGUGUUUAUGCUUUUAAACUGUUGGAUUCAGUCAAUGAAUGAAUUUUCUGUUUUGUAAUCUAAAAUGUUCUUUGUCAAUAAGUCGCCUUGUAGAUUGUGAUACCGCGACGAAAAUUUUUUGGUUAGUAAAGAUUGAUAAUUGGGUUUUCUGUAA